CGUAAACACCAGGGUACCUCUGCAUCAACGCCACGACUCCUCACCCACCAUUUCAUCUUCCCAACCCCUUCAAAUUAUCAUCUACUUCUCUUCGAUAAUAAUGGCAGACCGUCCGCGAUUUUCCAGCGACCAGCUAACCCAAUUCUUCGACCGCAUCGGGUUAUCAAGACAAAAACGGAUUUACUCCGUAGGGGGACGAACCGACGAUGACAAGCUAAAGUAUUUAUACCUCCUCAAGAAACACACCCUCGUGCGCAUCCCAUUCGAAAACCUCACAUUGCACUACUCAUGGCACCGCACAAUCAACGUGCGCCCGCAGCAUCUCUUCAACAAGAUCGUGUCCCCUCCUAGUCGGCGCGGGGGUUAUUGCAUGGAAGCGAAUUCCCUAUUCCAUACUGUGCUCCUCAGUUUAGGAUACCAAGCUUUCAUGGCCGGCGCUCGAGUAUGUAGCAAGGACACCGGGAAAUAUGGUGGUUUUUCGCAUUGUGUUAAUAUCGUGAUUAUCGGGAAUGAACGCUGGAUGCUGGAUGUGGGAUUCGGCGCGAAUGGACCUACGAUGCCGAUGCAUUUAUCGCAUGAAUUUUAUGCAUCGCAUGUCAGAGCUUCCCAGGCGAAAACUCGUGUUGUGCAUGAGCCGAUUCCGCAGAAUGUUGAUCAGAGCCAGAAGAUUUGGAUUUAUCAGUUCCAGAUAGGUCCUGGAGAGGAGUGGGUGCCGCAGUAUUGUUUCGUGGAUACUGAGUUUUUGCUUGAGGAUAUUAGAUGCAUGAAUUUGAGUCCGUGGAAGAGCCCGAGUUCCUGGUUCACGCAGAAAGUGGUGUUGACGCGGUUCACAACUCACUUGGAAAGGGAGAAGGCAGACGAUUUAUCAGAUGGCCCCGGAUCUGCGAGUGAGGGGGUGAUAUCGCGGGGAGAUAUAGAUGGAGCGUUGAUCUUGUUCCAUGAUUCGCUCAAGUGGCGACGUUUUGGGCGGACGAAGCUUGAGAUUAAAUUUAGCAGUGAUGCGGAGAGGAUCGAUGCUAUAAGGAAGUAUUUUGGGAUUGAGUUGGAUGAAGAAGAUCGAGAAGCUAUCCGAGGCACGGUGGGUGAGAUCAGGUCAGUUCCUAAUCUCUUUGAUUAGGCCUUCAUUAAUUCAUUCUAUACGAAAAUUAUCUCCACAUACCUGUAUAUUGACAAUAGGGACUCUAUAUUAAAAUCUGAAGAAUCCAACACCUUGAAAUUGGCAGCCUCUCAUGCUCUUUCUGGAUGGGUUUUCAAAAGAAAGUGCGCCGAAAGCGGCCGCAUUACUAUUACUCUCUAUCAACAAACCUGUGUGAA
Hypoxylon trugodes is the source of this 1314-nucleotide messenger RNA. Its product is annotated as cysteine proteinase. The record is from RefSeq and is a predicted model, not a curated record. Lineage: Eukaryota; Fungi; Ascomycota; Sordariomycetes; Xylariales; Hypoxylaceae. The transcript has a single exon. Gene Ontology annotation, molecular function: acetyltransferase activity. Bases 101 to 1117 code for a protein of 338 amino acids.